Messenger RNA from Monodelphis domestica (gray short-tailed opossum), 3483 nucleotides. NCBI's taxonomy places the organism in Eukaryota, Metazoa, Chordata, Mammalia, Didelphimorphia, Didelphidae. The record is from RefSeq and is a predicted model, not a curated record.
UCAUUUCUUUACGCCAUCAACUGGCGCCUGACUUCCUCUGAUAGUUUCCAGGCUUUAUUGUCUUGUCUCCCUCCCUUCUUUUUUCUCCCCUUUCUCCUCUAGUUGCCACCAGAGUCGCGGCUUCGUCUCAGACCUCACGCCUCGCCAGCCUAGACUGUGCAGGGUAGGACGGUUGGAAAGCAGAAGAAAGGCAACAGGAGGGGCUGGAGAGACGACAUCGUGAGCGCGGCGCGGGCCUCACUAUGUCAUCAGCCAGAGCCGGAAGCGCCGCGGGAACAGAGCGUGAGUGGGGGACUGGGCAGCGCCAGUCCAGGCAGGGAAGAUUGCCUUUCUCUCUUUCGUCCCAGGCCUUGUCCUCCUCCUCUCCCGGCUCAAUUUACCAAGCUUUCUCUCAAGAAGAGGCCAAAGAACUUGAUAUUCAGCGCCAAGGAUCCCGAAAAGCUGAGGCCUUUCUGAAAGCCUUCCUUAGGCGAAGCAUACCCCAUCUGACUGAAGACAAACUCCAUGACCACCUGCAUCGCAAAGCAGUUGUGCUAGAGUACCUUCCCCCAAAGAAGCCCAAAGAAAGAAAAAGAAAAUCCAAAGGCUUCUCUGCAAAGCAGAGACGAGAGUUGCGUCUCUUUGAAAUUAAACCAGAGGAGCAAAGAUACAACCUGUUUCUCCCUCUGCAUAAUCUCUGGAAACAAUAUAUCCGGGACUUGUGCAAUGGUCUUAAGCCAGAUACGCAACCACAGAUGAUUCAAGCCAAGUUGUUAAAGGCAGAUCUUCAUGGUGCUAUUAUUACAGUCACAAAAUCCAAAUGCCCCUCUUAUGUUGGUAUUACGGGAAUUCUUCUUCAGGAAAUGAAGCAUGUCUUCAAAAUUAUCACCAAAGAUGACAAAUUAAAAGUUAUUCCCAAGUUAAAUUGUGUGUUUACUGUAGAGAUCGAUGGCUUCAUUUCCUAUAUUUAUGGGAGCAAGUUCCAACUUCGAUCAAGUGAGCGUUCUGCAAAGAAGUUCAAAGCAAAAGGAACAAUUGACCUAUGAACUCAUGACUGCUUAAGAAAAUAUCACUUCAGUUCAGAACAGUGUGAAGGAAGUAAGCAUCCUGAACUGGCAGCUGGCUCAUGUUUGGUGCUUUGCUCUUUAAAAAAAAAAAUACUGCGGCCAGUGAGUAGCUCAUUUCCAGCUCAUUUCACUAGUUCAAUUGUUAGUUGUCUUUUCUUUCCAUAUUGUUUAAAAUUCUGUGUGUGGUCUGCCUGCCUCUUUGGUUAAACAGAUGAUUUUCUGGUUGCAUUAUUUUCUAGUGAGAUUGUUGAGUCUCUUUGAAUCUGUUGCCCCCUGGAAUAGCAAUAUCAUCAGAAAGAAGCUACAAAAUCACUGGCUGUUAUUUUGCAAAUUAAUAGUUAGGACCCAUAUUGACAUUCAUAUCAUCUAUUCUUUAUACCUCCAAAGCAUACUAUAUAGAGGGAAAUACAGACUGUAACAUUUUCAAGUGCCAGGCCUUUAUGGCAUCAGCUAGAGAAGAGUUAAGGCAUUUGGGAGGAAAGAGGAUGAUGAGGCUUUCUCUCCCAAACUUGUAUGCCUUAUUCCUCCCUCUACUUCCCAGAAAAUUCAUCCUGGGUGUCCUUUGAAAUUGUAAUGGAUGGGGGGAAAUUAUUUUUGAUUUUUUAAUUUUGGAAGGGGAAUAGAGAGGAUAGCAAGUAGAUAGAUAGAAUAUUAGUGAUAAUAAAAAUGAGGUAAGUAAUACAUUCAAAGUCAACAUAAAUUGUCAAGGUGACAAAUUUGCAAAAAACCAAAAGGGGGAAUUGUAAUAGAGGAGAAGCAGAUUCAACAUGCUUAAAGAGCAACUCAAGCAGAAGGGCAAGAAGGGCAGAGAAUUCCAGAGAAGGAACGGAGAGCUGAGAAGAUCCAAGCAGUUACUUCACAUCUUUUUGGGAACUCCUGCAGAGAGGUUGGUCUGAGAGAACCUCUGAGCUUGAUCAUCCUUCUGUGAACCCAGACCCCCAGGAUCCAGUGGAAGAUAACAGGAGUGGAUAGGACUUUAUCAUAAAGCCAUCCACUCAAGGAAGAUUUCCUCUCUGUCCCUCUAAAGUGGUCCUUGUGAACUUCAUAUUAGAAAUAAGACAGAAAGAAGUCAGGAUAGCUCUCACAACUGACCCUUCAGGAUCUGGGGAGGGGGUCAGUUGUUAGUCUCUUAGGGACUUCCUACAUCCCACUUUCCCAUUGCCUUACUCAACAAUCCUAUUUAUCCUAACUUACGUAUGUUCCUUAAUACAUAGCUGUUUCUUUAGAUCAAAUGCCUGCCUCAUAUCUAGGGAGAGGGACCUGAAGCUUGAGGAGAAGACCUACACUUUCUCCUCAAGGAGGAAGAAUCAGUUCAGUGUUGGAUCUUACAUUCAACCCAGUCUCUAAAGGAAUAUAGUCUGUAACUCUGAAGGCAACUAGUGUGGGUUUUACUAAGGAAAGAAGAGGGGAGAAACAAUCUAUUCCCCCUUUCCACCUUCUGACUCUAUUCCAUCUCUCAUACUCUGGAUUCAAAAUAAACAUAGUGGGUGGCUCCAUUUUCCCCCAUCCAUUACAAAGCUGUUUUAGAAAACUAUAAUAUCUGUAAUAGCUCUUUGAAAUAUGAAUAAGAAAAUGGACUUAUAUUUGUGCAAUAUACAUAUUUUUAAAAAUAGUUUCUUUGACAUGGAAGUUUAAUUUUUGGUUGACUAAUGUGCUAGACCAGUUUUAUUGGUGCUAAAAGCAAGCAGGACUCUUGAAGUCUAACUCACAGUAGAAAUGACAGGCUUUGUCUUGAAAUCAUUUCAGUUAUUUUUUUUAAACCCUUCUGUCUUAUAAUUGAAGCUAAAUAUCAAUUCCAAAGCAGAAGAGCAAUGAGGGCUAGGCAAUCAGGAUUAAGUGACUUGCCCAGCUUUACACAGUUAGGAAAUGUCCAAGGCUACUUUUUUUUUUUUUAAGUCAGGUCCUGCCCACUCUAGACCUGUCUUAUCUACCUAGCUGCCCUCAGGUUUGCCCUACCAUUUUGGUAGAGAGUCCUAAAGUGUAUCAGUGCCCUUAAGUGUCUUUCCUUCAACAAACCAGAUUGUGCCAAGGAUCAGACUUGGCACCUUCCUUCCUCACCCCCAGAAACCUCCCUACAGAAACAGCUUUUUAAUGCCCCUUUGUCUUUGAGCCACUCAAUAUAGGGAGUCCACAGUGAGAAAAAGAUACUAUUACAUACAAGGUAGAUGAAUAUUGACUCACACCAGAUAAUGGGCAUCUCUGACAUGAGGACUUGAAUGCUAUGACCCUGGCAUGUCAGGUGUGCCCAAAAUUACCUAUUUUCUUUGUCCAUGACUUUGGAUGCCAUGAUUUCCCCUUCCUUGUAGUUUGACAGGAAAUGUCUCUUCCUUACUCUGAUAUUUUUGAGCAUUGUGUGGCUAUUUCUGCCCUACCUGUAAGCUAUGAUCAUAACUACCUGCUUUCUUGAUGGGAAAAUAAAUCUCUCUUUUUAGUUAAA